UUGUGCUCUGCGUCUGAGAGAAAGAAGAAAAGUGGGGGUUAGAGAAGUGCGGUUGUCCGUUUCCUGCUUUGAAAUGAAGUGUGCAUAGAACAGAGAAGAGAAACUUCCUUGACUGUAGAGCUCAGUAUUCUGACAGUGUAGAGAGGGAAGGCUUUUUUUCAAAUGCCGUGAACAUUUAUUUAAGAUAAAAAACCGGAGAGACUUAUCAGAGGACCAUGAGCCGUGGAUCUAAAAGUAAAACGGAGAGCGUCCAGAGCGCUCUGUUGAGCCCGCAAGAGAAUGAGAAGCUGGAGGACCUGCUGGGCAGAAGGUGUGCUUCUGUGGCCACCGCAGUCGCACAGUUGUUCAUGGCUCUGCCCAACAGUCCUAACGUGUGGAGCUUUCAGCACACUGGAGUGGUGUGCUUCGUCAAAGACAACCCUCAACGUUCCUACUUCAUACGGAUGUUUGAUUUGAAGGCAGGGAGGCAGGUUUGGGAGCAGGAGCUCUACAACCAAAUUGUUUACUCCUCACCACAACCAUACUUUCAUACAUUUCCUGCAGAUGAGUGUCAGGUGGGACUGAACUUUGCUGAGCAACAGGAGGCAGCGGCCUUUAAAAAUGCUGUCGAUGAGAAAAUCAACCAAAGACACAACCGUCAAGACAAAAAACAGCGCCCUCUGCCGCCCACUGACAGAGGUUCCCUGCCUCCACCGCCACCUGGAAAUGCCUCAUCUCUUAGCCCUGGAUCUUUUCGCAUGGCCACAGUGGACAUCCAGAACCCAGAUAUCCAGUCUUCACGCUACCGCUCGGUGCCUACGCCCGCUGCUGCAUCUAUAAGCAGCAAAGAAAAGAAGAAGGACAAGAAGAGCAAGAAAAAGGGCCCCAAACUCUCCAAAGCAGACAUCGGCGCUCCCAGCGGAUUCAAACAUGUUACUCACGUCGGAUGGGAUCCAAACAACAUUGAUCCUGAUCUAUGGAAGCUGCUCUCCCAAGCUGGAAUCGGUGAAGCUGAUAUGAGGGAUGAAAAGACCUCCCAGCUCAUCUAUAAUGUCAUUGAGCAGUCUGGAGGCAUGGAGGCAGUCAAAAGGGAGGUGAACAAAGCCUCUGGACCUCCACCCCCUCCACCUGGCAGACAAGGGCCCCUACCUCCUCUGCCGGGCUCCAGUCCCUCCUCUGCCCCAACCCCUCCACCUCCACGAGGCCGCUCUGGCCCCUUGCCUCCCAUCCCAGGCCAGCCACAGCGAGGGUCCCCAUCCACUCCAUCAUCUUCAGGUCGCGGAGGCCUGCCACCCCCACCCCCUCCGUCAAACAGAGGCGGUCCUCCACCACCGCCGCCACCUGCACACUCUCAGUUCCCCUCACCGCCCCCCUCGAAGUUCUCUCAUGCCCCCCCUCCGAUGUCCUCCCACAGCGCGCCUCCUCCCCCGCCACCGUCUGGCCCACAGCGCUCCAUGGGUUUCCCACCUCCUCCUGUCCCAUCUACACCCAGCAGGGGAGGUGGAGGAGGAGGAGGUGCUGCACCUCCUCCUCCACCCCCUCCACCUCCACCUCCACCUGCUCUGAUGUCCUCAGACUUCCCACCGCCUCCUCCCCUGUCCAAUGGCCCACCGCCACCUCCCCCUGCAUCCUCUGGAGGAGGAGGAGGAGACAGCAGAGGAGCCCUGCUGGAUCAGAUCCGACUAGGGAAGAAGCUCAGAAAUGUGACAGAGAACCCUGAUCCAGCUCCACCUGCAUCUCCAGCAUCAGAGGAGGGCAUUGUUGGUGCUCUCAUGAUGGUCAUGCAGAAGAGGAGUAAAGUCAUCCACUCCUCUGAUGAAAGUGAAGAUGAGGGUGGAGAAGAGGACGAAGACGAUGACGAAUGGGAUGACUGACGUAGAGGUUCUUCUGUGUGGAUUUUUAUCUUUAUCUUUAUCUCAACUGUGAUUAUAGUGACAAACCUCCAGGUUGCAACAUAUUGUUCGGCUAUUGCAAAGUGGAAUGUGACUUGUGUAUGAGACAAACUAUGAAGGAGAUUAAAUAAACAAGCAAUUGAAGGACUGUAAA
Lates calcarifer (barramundi perch) is the source of this 2025-nucleotide messenger RNA. Its product is annotated as WASP actin nucleation promoting factor. Gene Ontology annotation, molecular function: actin binding. The transcript is spliced from 11 exons. Lineage: Eukaryota; Metazoa; Chordata; Actinopteri; Centropomidae. Gene Ontology annotation, biological process: actin filament organization. The coding region runs from base 216 to 1853 and encodes 545 amino acids. The record is from RefSeq and is a predicted model, not a curated record.